CCUUAAUUUGAAAGUAUAUACCGUGUUCUCUUGUGAAUCACUUAUUAUAAGUGCGCUUUCAAGUUACUUCCACCAAACAAACAAACAAACAAACCCCACUCACUACUAACUUUAUUCACCGGUCACCGGAGAUGCAUCUCCGGCGAGUCCCAGUUUUCCUAUUCCUCUACCUCCUCCUCUCCCCCGCCGCCACCGCCGCCGCAGAAGACAACCUCGCCGUUUUGUUCCCCCACAAGAAGCACAAAAUCAAUGGCCCCAUCAAAACCAUCGUGGUCAUCGUCAUGGAGAAUCGCUCCUUCGACCACGUCCUCGGCUGGCUCAAGUCGACCCGACCCGACAUCGACGGCCUCACCGGCACCGAAUCGAACCGAAUCACCGCCUCCGACCCAGCCUCGCCGGAGAUCCCUGUCUCCGACGAAGCCGUCUUCAUCGACUCCGACCCGGGCCACUCGUUCCAAGCCAUAAGGGAACAGAUAUUCGGGUCCAACGAAAGCUCCGCCAACCCGGCUCCGAUGAACGGGUUCGCCCAGCAAGCCGAGAGCAUGGUUCCGGGCAUGGCCCGAACCGUGAUGAGCGGGUUCAAACCGGAGCUCCUCCCGGUCUACACCGAGUUAGCGAACGAGUUCGGCGUUUUCGACAAGUGGUUCGCGUCGGUUCCGGCGUCGACUCAGCCGAACCGGUUCUACGUCCACUCCGCCACCUCUCACGGCGCAAUGAGCAACGUUCGCAAGGACCUCAUCCUUGGCUUCCCGCAGAAGACAAUCUUCGACUCCCUCAACGAGAACGGUCUCACGUUCGGUAUCUACUACCAGAACAUCCCUGCUACACUCUUCUUCAAGAGCCUGAGGAAGCUGAAGAACGUGCCGAAGUUCCAUAGCUACGCGUUGAAGUUCAGGCGGCACGCGAGGAAGGGGAAGCUGCCGAAUUACGUGGUGGUGGAGCAGCGGUACUUCGACGUGGAGGUUUCUCCGGCGAACGAUGAUCACCCCUCGCAUGAUGUGGCGAUUGGGCAGAGGUUUGUGAAGGAGGUGUAUGAGGUUUUGAGGAAGAGUCCUCAGUGGAAGGAGAUGGCGGUGUUGAUUACAUAUGAUGAACAUGGUGGGUUCUAUGAUCAUGUGCCUACACCUGUUGUGGGUGUGCCUAACCCUGAUGGGAUCAUUGGGCCUCACCCUUAUUACUUUCACUUUGAUAGGUUGGGUGUUAGGGUCCCCACGUUUGUUAUCUCGCCUUGGAUUGACAAGGGUACUGUGAUUCAUGAACCAGAUGGACCAACACCAUAUUCUCAAUAUGAACAUUCAUCUGUUCCUGCCACUGUAAAGAAGCUGUUCAACUUAAAAUCCAAUUUCCUGACAAAGAGAGAUGCAUGGGCUGGUACCUUCGAAAAAUACUUUUACGUUCGCGAUACUCCUCGUGAUGAUUGUCCAGAAACACUUCCAGAGGUCAAAACUGAUCUAAGACCAUAUGGACCAAGAGAAGAUUCAACUCUCUCAGAAUUCCAGAUGGAAUUGAUCCAGCUUGCAUCUCAGCUCAAUGGUGAUCAUGUUCUCAACUCCUAUCCGAAUAUUGGGGAGAGCAUGACAGUGGGAGAAGCAAACAGGUAUGCAGAAGAUGCAGUGAAGAGGUUCUUGGAAGCUGGAAGGGCAGCUAUUAAAGCUGGGGCCAAUGACUCUGCAUUUGUCACAAUGAGGCCUUCCCUCACCAGCAGAGUUGCUGUGAAAGAUUCACGCAAACAUUUGGAAUCUUACUGAUUAUUUAACUAUACAAAGCUAUGUAGAAUGUAAAUAUAGUAUAUAUUUAGUAUUUUCCAUAUUAAAUGUAAGGAAAAAGUACAAAUGCAUGUUUUCAGUUGAAGAACAGUUAACCGUAUAAUUAUUUAUAUUUAAAAUGGAUAAUCAGUUGUUCUUAA
This is a messenger RNA of Lotus japonicus, 1906 nucleotides long. RefSeq names its product non-specific phospholipase C1. Gene Ontology annotation, biological process: phospholipid catabolic process. Gene Ontology annotation, molecular function: hydrolase activity, acting on ester bonds. The record is from RefSeq and is a predicted model, not a curated record. The coding region runs from base 132 to 1748 and encodes 538 amino acids. The transcript has 3 exons. Lineage: Eukaryota; Viridiplantae; Streptophyta; Magnoliopsida; Fabales; Fabaceae.